This is a messenger RNA of Coffea eugenioides, 2013 nucleotides long. RefSeq names its product putative disease resistance protein RGA3. Gene Ontology annotation, biological process: defense response to other organism. The record is from RefSeq and is a predicted model, not a curated record. The transcript is spliced from 3 exons. NCBI's taxonomy places the organism in Eukaryota, Viridiplantae, Streptophyta, Magnoliopsida, Gentianales, Rubiaceae. Bases 1 to 2013 code for a protein of 670 amino acids. Gene Ontology annotation, molecular function: ADP binding.
AUGGCCGAUGCAGCUAUAAGCGCUACUAUUCAGGUUGCAUUGGAGACGGUUAUUUCCCUCACCGCUGAUCGUGUUAGUUUGGUUCUUGGAUUCAGAGAGGAGUUGGAGAGACUAUGCAACACUGCUGAAACCAUCCGAGGUAUCUUGGCUGAUGCCGACGGGAAAAUGCAUAUCCCAGGGGUGAAAAAUUGGCUCAAGCAGCUUGAAGGAGAGCUUUUUGAAGUGGAGAAUGUGCUGGACAAGCUCAACUAUGAAACUCUUCAUCGGGAGGUGAAGUAUAGAAAUCAACUCAAGAAAAAGGUAUGUUUCUUCUUCUCAUACUUUAAUACAAUUGGUUCUCGUUCAAGGUUGGCUUCAAAGAUUAGGGAGAUCAACAUGAACCUAGAAAGGAUCAAUCGGCAGGCAAAUGACUUGGGACUGGUCUUCCGGUUCCAAAUUGAAGCCGCACUCCCUGCUGCUGCAGGAGCCACAACAAGCCGACAUACCGACUCUAUUCUUGUUCCAAAUGUUGUAGGAAGAGUCCACGAUGAAUCAAAGAUUGUGGACAUGUUAUUGAGUCCAUUGACAAGGGUUCUUUCGGUUAUUCCCAUGACAGGCAUGGGAGGUUUGGGAAAAACAACUCUAGCGAAAUUAGUCUACAAUGAUCCAAAAAUAGAUGGGCACUUUGGCCAAAAAAUUUGGGUUUGUGUGGCUAAAGAACAAAUUAAGAUAAUGGAGCUGUUCAAGCUCAUUUUAGUACAAUUGACACGAGAAGAAGUCAAAGUGGAUGACAGGGAUGUUAUCGUUAAAAAAAUUGGAGAAAAGCUCAAGGGACAAAGAUAUUUCCUUGUUCUUGAUGAUGUGUGGGAUCAUGAACAAGGAUUGUGGGAUGACUAUUUCAACACUUUGAUGGGACUCAACGAAACCAAAGGAAGCUGGUGUCUUGUCACCACUCGUCUGGUACCAGUGGCAAAUGCUGUGUCUAGACCUUUGAAGAUGAAUGGUGGUCCUUAUUUCUUAGGAAAGCUACCAGACAAUGAGUGCUGGUCUAUCCUGAAAGAAAUGGUAAUUGCAGGGGAAGAAGUACCAACAGAAUUGGAAGCAAUAAAGAAUCAGAUUUUAAGAAAAUGUGAUGGCUUACCAUUGGCAGCUAAGUUAAUUGGAGGUUUGUUGGUUAACAAGAAGAAAGAGGAGUGGAAAUCUAUCAUGAAGGAGAGUCACACAAACGAAUAUCAAAGCGAGAUUGAUCAAAUACUUAAGGUGAGUUUUGAUCAUUUGUCACCUGCAUCAGUUAAAAAAUGUUUUGCAUAUUGUUCAAUUUUCCCCAAGGAUACAGAUUUGAAACAAGAUCUAUUAAUUGAGCUUUGGAUGGCGGAAGGUUUUGUUCAACCAGAUCACCAAAACCAAAGAUUGAUGGAGGAAAUAGGGGCUGAUUAUUUGAGGAUUUUGUUACAAAAUUCCUUAUUGGAAAAAGUAGAAGAGUCGUGGAGAACAUAUUAUAAAAUGCAUGAUCUCGUGCAUGAUUUUGCAAAAUCAGUUCUCAAUCCUCAAAGCAGCAACCAAGAUCGCUACCUUGUAUUAAACUCAUAUGAAGAAAUGGCAGAAAAUGUCAGAAGGAAUAAAUCAGCAUCACUUCGUACAUUAUUUCUCCAUCUAGAGAGUCGCAUAUCUGCCGACAUGUUAUCAAGAUUCAAGCACUUGCAUGUUCUAAAAUUGUCAGGGGAACAUGUCACGUUUUUGCCAAGCUCCAUUGGCGAACUACUGCACUUACGGUUGCUUAAUAUUUCAUAUUCUGAAAUCACCAGUUUGCCGGAAUCUCUUUGCAAGCUAUAUAAUUUGCAGACACUAACGAUGAGCGAUGAUGCACUUGAAGGAGGUUUUCCAAACCAAAUGAGCAAUUUGAUCAGCUUGCGUCAUCUAAACUACAACCAUGAUGAUGCAGAAUUUAAAAUGCCGAUGCAUAUGGGACGAUUGGCUUGUCUUCAAACUCUCAUGUUUUUUAAUGGUCAUUGGAGAUCAGAAAUCUUGGACUAG